This is a messenger RNA of Diaporthe citri, 1323 nucleotides long. RefSeq lists its product as uncharacterized. The transcript has 5 exons. Gene Ontology annotation, molecular function: molybdenum ion binding; catalytic activity; pyridoxal phosphate binding. The coding region runs from base 1 to 1323 and encodes 440 amino acids. The record is from RefSeq and is a predicted model, not a curated record. Lineage: Eukaryota; Fungi; Ascomycota; Sordariomycetes; Diaporthales; Diaporthaceae.
AUGAGCCCGCAUAUGCUGGAGCCUGAGGUCGUAGCCCCGCUCCCUCCGAAGAAAGACGUCCUACUCAAUGUGCGUACCGGCAAGGUUCGGCCAUUCGGCGGUGGCAAGCUCCGGUCCGCUAUCAAAAAGCAUCCACGGCAAGGCAGAGUGCAGGUGACAGAACUCGGACUGGUUGGUGACGAGCAGCAGUAUGCCUUGCAUGGCGAAGUGGAUAAGGCGCUUCAUACCGAAAUCAACAAUUCACCGUCGGUGGGAUUCGGCGAGAAUCUGUCCUUCAGUGGCCUGAACGAGGGGAACGUCUGCAUUGGCGACAAGUUCCGGCUCGGCGCCGAGGUCGUCGUGCAAGUCAGCGAGCCGCGCCAGCCGUGUUACAAGCUGAACCAUCGGUUUGAAUACAAGAAGAUGUCGAGGCUAGUGCAAGACACGGGCAUGGCAGGCUGGUCCUUCCGUGUCCUGAAGCCAGGGUUCAUCCAGGAGGGCGAUGAGCUUGUCUUCGUCGAGCGCAUGUACCCGCAGUGGUCGCUGAACCGCGUCCAGGAUUUCCUGUAUCGCGAGGUCGACAACAUGGAAGCCAAUGAAGAAUUGGGUGGCAUGCCAGAGAUCGGCGGCGAGAUUUCAAAACUCUUCAGAAAUCGGGUGGAGAAGGGCGUCGAAGAUAUGAGCAACCGCCUGGAUGGUAUCCCCGGAAAGAACCGACUUCAUCUUGCUUGGCGGCGCUACAGAUUAACUGAGAAGGAAAUGCUCACACCGAGCAUCACAAGACUAAGUUCCAAGCUUGAUGAGGCAGACGCCGGCAUGAGUGACGAGGAGUCCCGCCUGGGGAAGUUCCACACGUUCGAGCCAAGAGUCGCCAGGGAUGAUUACUCUAGGGGCGGCUCGGAAUAUCUGCACAAUCUGCUGAAGUUCGGAGAUGUUAUCCAGGCCAGCAAAGGCUAUGAAGCGCCACAUACGGCCCAGAAGAAAGAGAAUGGUAAGCAUAGACGACACAUAUUUAUCAUCGGGGGCAUCGGAGUUACCGCCUUCUUGCCUGAGAUUCAAAGACUUUGGCUAGCGGGCGAAGACAUCGAGGUACACUACGCCGUCCGCAGUCGGAAAGAUGUGGUGUACUCAAGUUGUCUCCCUCCAGAGGGUGAACGAACUUUCGUUUACUACCCAAUGUCCCAGCUACACUUUGAAGAGUUUGGCGGGGCAAAUACUGGUACCGGCGACCCUUUUGAAGCCGAGAUCGGAGCCACGGGACAGAUAUUGCAAGUUCCCGGUGGAAAGUCCUUGUUGGAUGUGCUAAACGGUGCAGGGUUCGACAUCGAGCCAUCUUUCUUGUAG